AUGCAGGCAGCAAAGUUUGUUUUGCAACUAAUUAAGACUUCAUGCAAAGAGGGUGUCACAUCCUCCAGGCGCUUCGGGGACGUGUAUAAAAGCAUUUGCUACGUAGAAGCCUCCCUAAUCACUUUUCUUUUCCUCUCCUCCUUGGGUGAUCCGGCUCUGCCCUGCCCCAUGUCUCCCUUCCACGAGUGCUGCCUACCCGUGGGCCUGGCGUGCCCCGAGCCCUUCGCCGUGACCCGCAGCGACACCUGUGUCAUCAAGUACCCCGACACCGUGGUGGACAUCGUGGAGCCCGACUUUCCCCCCUACUCCGUCAUCUACCCCGGGCCCACGCUGACCACCUUCCCCCAGCAGACCCUGGUGGGCUCCACGGCCCUGCUGGACAUCAGGAACUUCCUGGGCUCCCAGGGAUUCCAUGGGUUCGGGGGCCAACCUAAACCCUGCCUGGAUAUCUGUGGAUAG
Messenger RNA from Haemorhous mexicanus (house finch), 459 nucleotides. RefSeq names its product claw keratin-like. Lineage: Eukaryota; Metazoa; Chordata; Aves; Passeriformes; Fringillidae. The transcript has 3 exons. Gene Ontology annotation, molecular function: structural constituent of cytoskeleton. Gene Ontology annotation, cellular component: intermediate filament. The record is from RefSeq and is a predicted model, not a curated record. Bases 1 to 459 code for a protein of 152 amino acids.